AUGGGGCGAAAAAAUAUAAUUCAAAGUACAACCAUUCUUGGAUUUCUAAUUUUAGCUAUGAAAAAAGAUGAUUUUUAUAAGGAAGCUCACCUAAGAAGGCAUCUUUAUUGGAAUGUUUUUCAAGGCGUAGCAGAAUGUGAUAUUGAUGGUUUGAAUGGAAAACUUGAAUGGUUCGGCAAUUAUGUUAGCUUCUUGGAUUCCAUGCUUCAAAUAUCAAUACUUGAAGAAACAUCUAGACACUUUUUGUUACCUUGUAAAAUUAGAAAAGUUGUUAUAGAUCCAAUCACGCAUUAUCAAGAAUGUCAAAAUGGAAGUAUCAAUGUAAAGAGAGAUCCCUACUGCAAUAUAAUAAAAACGAAAGGAAUAGAAAUUUCUGGAACAAAAUUCACGAAGAUUUCUUUGGCUAAAAAACCGCAAACGGACCUUUUACUGGAAACUUUUAAAUUCGUUCAUUUUGACUCUCCAGAAAACAAUAACUAUGAUUUUAAUACAUCUUUAAUAAUAGCUUUACAGAUCGUAAUACAAAACACACCUGGUUUGAUAAAGAAACUAACAGUAGGAGAAGUUAAACAAACACAAGAUACUAGUGAUUUAACUAAUCAAAUAACGCAGAUUCUUCGGAAUCAAGUCAUGGUUGAAUCAGAAUAUUUGGUCGUUAAAACAGAUACACUUAAUGAAAUCAAACAGAGGUUUGAAGUAAUAGUUGUAAAACAAAACAUCAUGCAAAAAGCGGAUUUUAAAAUAUUUACAAGUAUUUUAAGAGACACCGGAUUUCUUAUUUAUGUAGGAAACAUAAAUAAAGAAUGUUAUAAAAAUGUCGAUGUUAUAUUUCGAUCUUCUAAAUUAUGUCUUUUGCGUUGGAGAUAUAAAUUUCCAAGAACAUAUGACACUAUUAAUAUCAGAAUUUAUGAUUUUAAAUGGUUGGAAAAACUAAAAAAAUAUGCUCAAGGUUCAGAGAAGAGAACUGUUUUCUUAUUUAGUCAAAAUGAAGCGUAUACGGGAAUAAUUGGUCUACAAAAAUGCUUAAUGGCCGAAGGGACACAAGUAGAAUUUAAAGCAGUUUAUAUUAACAACCAAAAAGCAGACAUAUUUUCCGUAGACGAUGAAUUUUACAAAGAACAACUUUCCAAAGGUUUGGCACUAAAUGUUUUAAGAGAUGAAUGGGGGACAUUUGUUCACCUUCCUCUAGAAGAAAUUAAACCGAAACAUUUUGUUAACGCAGGUGUUAGCAUGAGAAUGGAUGGAAAUUUGUCUACAAUAAAUUGGAUUGAGAAACCGUCCAUUUUCAAAGCCCAUUCCAACUGUGAAAUAAUAAACGUUCAUUAUGCAGCUUUUAAUUUUAAAGUUCAUAAUGUAGCAACUAGCAAGAUUAUAGAUGAACAUGACAAUUUUGGAGUAGAAUACUCAGGAAUAACCAGAAGUAAUAGAAAUGUUAUGGGUUUAGUGCAAAAAGGAAGUCUAAAUUUAGAAAUAGCCAGUAAUCCAGAUUUUACAUGGAAUGUACCAACAUUUUGGAGUUUACAACAAGCAGCUACUGUUCCAUUAGCAUAUACAAUGUGUUACUAUGGUUUAAUUAUAAAAGCUGAAAUGAAGAAAAAUAACACAAUUUUAAUUCACGAUGCAAACACUGAUAUUGGAAUAGCGGCUAUCACUACAGCUCUUAGUUUAAGUGAAACAAUUUUUGCUACAGUCAGCUCAAUUAAAAAACAAACAUACUUAAGAAAAUUAUUUCCUCAAUUAGAUUUCGACAAUAUUGGUAUUGCAAGUGAAUUCUCUUUUGAAAAUAUAGUUAAAACGAAAACAAAAGGUAAAGGUGUUGAUGUGGUUCUUAACACUCUUAGUGAAGAAUAUCUGGAAGCAUCCUUAAACUGCUUAUCCGAAGGCGGCGUUUUUUUGGAAAUUGGUAAAACCAUUCAUUCAAAUACAACAUUAAUAGAUUCCGACCUAAUCUUUUCUAAACAAUGCCGUUUUCAUAGCUUAAUACUGAAUGAUAUUUUUGAGGAAACUUCUGAAGUUAGAAAGCAGAUUAACAACUUAGUAAAAACAGGUAAAGUUUAUUUAUAA
Messenger RNA from Psylliodes chrysocephalus, 2064 nucleotides. The record is from the annotation of a GenBank genome assembly. Lineage: Eukaryota; Metazoa; Arthropoda; Insecta; Coleoptera; Chrysomelidae.